Drosophila hydei is the source of this 924-nucleotide messenger RNA. Its product is annotated as putative gustatory receptor 93c. The record is from RefSeq and is a predicted model, not a curated record. Bases 1 to 924 code for a protein of 307 amino acids. NCBI's taxonomy places the organism in Eukaryota, Metazoa, Arthropoda, Insecta, Diptera, Drosophilidae. The transcript is spliced from 2 exons. Gene Ontology annotation, cellular component: membrane. Gene Ontology annotation, biological process: sensory perception of taste.
AUGUUCGGAAGUCGUCAAUGGCGGGUUAGCACCUCUUCGAUCUCCUCGAGUAUCUUAAGAGGAUCUUUGAAGUACGCCACACUUAUGGGAAUCAUCUGUUUCAGCGUGAAGAACGAUGGAAGCGAUGGUCGUCUUGUGGCCAAGAAUAGGAAGUCGUAUAAAUGGUUCUGCCUGAUUUCAAGGAUACUGAUGUGUGGCCUAUAUGUGGACCGUACCAAGCAUUUUAUUUACGCGAUUCGUAUUUCUCCGUUAAAGAUUAUCGUCGGCAUUCGAUUCUUCAUCUGUGUUAUCUGCGCGAUCUUUACUCUGGGGAUACAGUUUUGGCACGGACAACGAGUCGUUGAUGUGGCGAAUCGUUUCCUGAGGCUUUUCCAAAGGAUUCAUGCCCUUCCAGGAUGUCAAGAUAUGGGCUAUGGCGGCAAGCGGGUGCUGGGUCUGUUGUUCUUGAAAGUGAUCUGUUUGGUUUACGAAGCUUGCUACCUGAUUCCAUUACUAAUUUCCGAUUACAAUGUUUAUGCGGCUAUAACCAUUUUUUGCGAUUUCUAUAAUACUGCCAAUACCACCAUUAUAUUGCAUAUCUACUUCGUGGCAUACCUCAGCAUAGGCAUCAGCUAUGACCAGGUCAACAGCUAUGUGCGGCAUGAGCUUCGCCGGCAGCUAAGCGAGCUGAAUACGCGCAACAGAGAAUCCGUUAGCCGAAAGAACUUGAAAGCCGCUGGACAUUGCCUCGACGAGUGCCUGGCCAUCUACGAUGAGAUUCACCAACUGGAAAUGUUUUUAUGCCGAUUAAACUACAAUGAAUUCCGGGUACGUCCAUUGGGUCUAUUUGAGGUAUCCAACGAGCUGAUAUUGGUCUUUAUGUCCGCCCUGGUCACGUAUAUCACCUACAUAGUACAGUAUGACAUGCAAGCAAAUCUAUUUUGA